Messenger RNA from Cherax quadricarinatus, 6322 nucleotides. It is a transcript of the gene Ac13E, whose product is annotated as Adenylyl cyclase 13E. NCBI's taxonomy places the organism in Eukaryota, Metazoa, Arthropoda, Malacostraca, Decapoda, Parastacidae. The record is from RefSeq and is a predicted model, not a curated record. Gene Ontology annotation, biological process: adenylate cyclase-activating G protein-coupled receptor signaling pathway; intracellular signal transduction; cyclic nucleotide biosynthetic process. Gene Ontology annotation, cellular component: plasma membrane. Gene Ontology annotation, molecular function: adenylate cyclase activity.
GGCACGACAAGGCCCCAGAAAUAGAAUAAAUCAUGGUAAAAUAAGCUAAUAAAGAGUGAGGUAAGAGAGGUAUUUCAUCAGAGGUAAAAACGAGUCUAUAACAAGGAGUGGAAAAUGGCUGCCGUAGACAGUGCCUCUCAGUGACCUUAUUUAACAUUAUUACAGCCACCAUUACUACCAUUAUGGGAGAAACUACAUACGUGGUUGACCUUCCUUCAGAAUUUUUCAGUGAAGAAUAAGUAGAGAUAAGAAGAAUGGUAUCUGGUGGUGGAGGGCAAGAAGGAGGAAGAGGAAGGGAUGAGAAGGAGAUAAUGGAGGAAGAGGAAGCUAUCAGAUUGUCUCUCACUCCUCACCUGCACGCUCUGAUGUUGGCCUCUCACCAGCGUAACUCUUGCUGUCCUGUCCUCUUUGAGAGAGCUGCCCCUACCUGGUGGGAUCCCAGAUUUGACAGUGACAUCCUUGAGGGACAGUAUCGGCAGUCAUCAUUGUCGACACUAACUCUGAGGUUCCAAUAUGCUCUUAUAUACAUAUUUGUGAGCACUGUAACCUGGGCAGUUUAUUGGUCAGUCUUGCAGACUACUCAUUGGACAUCGUGCUUGGCUGUUGCCGUGACGUUUGCCAUUGCUUCGGUCUCUCUGUAUAUUUACUCUCGAUCACAGAGCUACAAGAGUCAUCAAGUAGUUGUGUCUGUAGUGAUGACUGUCUUGUUGAUGUUAGUGAGUCUUCUGCCAUAUUCACUGUACCGGUCCUCACCAGAUGACUCUCCUGAUCUCACACCGGUGGCUAUGUUUGCCAUGUGCAUUGAAGUAUUACUGUUGGUGUACACGGUGAUUCCCAUGCCGCUCUACCUCACACUCAUCAUCACCAGUGUCUACUCCAUAACCUUCGAACUUCUUAACGGAUUCAUUGUAGAUCACGAUGCUCUCCAUAUAUGUGUGAGGGUCGGUCUACACAUCUGCAUCCACCUCAUUGGUGCACACAUCAUGAUAAUGACCCAGGUACGUAUGCGCGGAACCUUCAUGAGCAUCGGUCAGUCACUGUUAGUGAGAGGUCAGUUGGAGGUGGAGAAGGCACUCAAAGAAAAGAUGAUCCACUCAGUCAUGCCUCCCAAAGUUGCUGACUGGCUUAUGAGGGAGACUCUUGCUGAUGAUAAUGAUGACGCCACUUAUUAUGGGGAAGAUGGUGCCAUACUCAGAAAGGUGUCAUCACCUCGAGCAUCUCACACUAGUGACAUCCAGACACUCUUCCGACCCUUCAACAUGCACGGCAUGGACAACGUCAGCAUCCUCUUCGCUGAUAUUGUCGGCUUUACACGCAUGAGUUCUAACAAAACAGCAGAACAGCUUGUGGGACUACUGAACGACUUAUUUGGUCGCUUUGAUGUGCUGUGUAAGAAGAACAACUGUGAGAAGAUCAGUACCCUGGGUGACUGUUACUACAGUGUGAGUGGUUGUCCUGAGCCCCGGCCAGACCAUGCACAGUGUUGUGUCAACAUGGGACUCGACAUGAUAGAUGCCAUCCAAGAAUUUGAUACAGAUACCAAAGAAGAUGUUAAUAUGAGAGUUGGUAUACACACUGGUAAGGUGUUAUGUGGCAUUGUGGGAACAAAACGUUUCAAGUUUGAUGUUUGGUCCAACGAUGUUUCUCUAGCCAAUGAGAUGGAGUCAACUGGUCGACCAGCUCAAGUUCACGUCUCAGAAGUUACCAUCAAGUUCUUGCCCAAAGAUACUUACAUUACUGAGGAAGGUCCUCAAGUUAAAGGACUGAACACGUACUUUAUUCUGGGUUUUGUAAAUAAGCAAGUGAGUGUGGACACUCUGGGAAGUUGUGAUGACCAGUACACAACUCUUAAUGAAUCCAAGGACAGCAAAAAAGCUUCAAGUUUGCCCAAUAUACUAGACUGUGGAACAGAGUCGGACGGAAAUGGUAACACUAAAAUUAAGACCAUGACUGGCGGUGGGACAAAAUUUCGUCGCUCUUUAGCACCAGCAAUUGAUCUUCCACGUCUAAGACUUCCCAGACUUUACAGAAACACUGAUAAAGCUAAGGCAAAAACUACAUCUCUGCCCAAAAUUGGCAGCAAAAAUGAUAACAAUCUCAAGUCACUUGACUGGUGUGACUUAUGGAGUGGGAUUGGCAGUGGGCUGACAGGUGUUAGUGAAGGGUAUUUCAACAGCCCCACAAUGUUCACCUCGACCAUCAACACUGCUCCCCCAAUGCUCACCCAGGCACCAGUCCCCCCUCCUCCUACACCCAACGCACCUUCUCCGCCUGACACGCCCAUCACUCCACAAACACCCAGGGAUGUUCUUCACAACUCUUGGGGAAGCGUUUCAGAAAAAGAUCCCAGGAAAGACUCUGGGAUUCGCAGCAGGAGAUCAAGCAUACAGGCGCAGCUGUUUGCUAUUAAUGGUAUGAGUCCAGGAGACUUAUUGACGCAUCGUGUUAGUGGUUACUACACAUCCAGUCAGUCCUCUGUUGUCGACCAUAAGUUUGUUGAUAUGGGUGAGAGUGGGUGUGGAGCUGAGCCAUGCAGUAUUCCCCUCAAUGAGAGUCUGACACGCUUCCAUCAGCUGCGUAAACAGUCAGAUCUUCAAUUAAUCAAGUGCAUGCAACAAGCUGAAAAUCAUCGACAGUAUAUCGAGGCUCCGCCACUUUCUCACACGACUUUAUUCUUUGUGGAUGACGAACUUGAAAAGCAGUAUCGGCAGCAGGCUCACAAGCCAAGACACGACUCACCACCCACCUUAGUGUCAACUCAUUUUAAUACUUACUUUGACAUCUUGGUUAGUGCACUCGUAUACAUAGUAGUAACUAUCUCUCUUUUUAUGUUAUUUCAAUACACACUAGGAUGGUUAGUGUUGUGCCUUGUAUCAACUUGCUGGCACUUACUCUUGUUGGUACUGUGUUCGUCACAAGUGAUGCGUCGAGAAAAUACCGGCACGUCGUCACAGAUCUAUGCAAAACUAACGCGUUGGCAUCCUUGGCAUAUUUGUGGUGCGUCUAUAAUUUGUCUGCCUCUUGCAGCAGUCAUGUCUAACUUUUCCUGUAGCCUUUCAGAUCUUGAUGGCACAAAGACAUUCUUCUGUUACCUUACAUUUGUGUCUUCAAUACAUUUAUGCAACUUCACACAGCUAAACUGCUGGAUGAAAAACAUACUAGCAACUAUUGGUAUAGUAAUAUUACUGGUGCUUGUCUCACCAUCCCUGUGUCUACAGGCUAGUCACAUGAAUGAUAACAGAAAUAAUAGCACUUUAUAUAGUGCGGGUGAAAUGAGUGAGUCUUUGGCUCACUUUUCAUACCAAGAGUUAGUAGUUGCCUCAGUCUUGUUAGUGCUCUUAGUAUGGUUUCUAAACCGAGAAUUUGAAAUCAGUUAUAGACUGAGUUUCCAUGGGUCUGUAAUGGCUAUGAAAGAUAAAGUGCAAGUACAGACUAUGAAGAACCAGGCAGAUUGGCUUCUCAACAAUAUUAUCCCACGACACGUAGCUGACUCAAUUAAGACAACUGCAAAAUAUUCUGAGAACCACAAAGAUGUCGCUGUGAUGUUUGCAUCGAUAGUUAAUUUUAACGAACUGUACGACGAGGAUUACCUCGGUGGAAAGGAAUACCUGCGUGUUUUAAACGAACUCGUCGCCGAUAUUGAUGAGCUGCUCUUGCGUCCUGAGUUCAAGAAUAUUGAAAAGAUCAAAACUAUUGGAAGUACUUACAUGGCAGCUUCUGGCUUGGAUGCUAAGGUCAGGCAGAGCAACACUGAUGCUCAUCAACAUAUAUUUGAGCUAAUGGAGUUUGCUUUAGCUAUGCAGAAGGUUAUUGAAGACUUCAAUCAAGAUCUCAUAGAAUUUAACCUCAUUAUUCGCAUUGGACUAAACUUUGGGGACGUAACAGCUGGAGUAAUAGGAACAACCAAACUUUAUUAUGAUAUCUGGGGAGAUGCGGUAAAUAUUGCUUCCCGCAUGGACUCCACUGGGGUUCCAGGACGUAUACAAGUUAGUAACAGGUGUGCAGUAGUCCUCAACAGACGGUAUGAACUAGAAAGACGAGGACAAGUGUUUGUCAAGGGGAAAGAUAACAUGGACGUCUUCUUGCUCAAGGGACGCCGGGAAGAUACAUGAUAAAUAUUUCAAGUGCAGACUUGCACACCCAAUCAUGAUAAUGAUGUAACUAGUUUUUAUCUAAUAUAUUUGCCAUUGCUUUAUUUCAUAAAAUAAAGUUAGCUGUGUUUGGUGGAUAACAAGCUUAAAGAAACUAAGUCAGUGUUGUGGCUGCAACAAUCACAAUCACCUCACAAGUUUGUCUUGCUGUGAUGUUUGAACAAUCACAAACUAAAAGUCAAACAUGAAUAUACUGAGAUCUUUCCUAAAGUUUCACUUCAGCAUAUUUGCUUGGCUAAUAAGUUUUUAUUGUACAUAGCAUAGAUACAGCUAAUUUGCAUAAUCCUAGUGUAUACCAAAGUUGCAAUAUUAUUUGUCAUAAAAUAAAGAUUGCAAGAUAACAGAUCUGGUCGACUAAGCCAGGUGAUACACCAUUUUGUAGAUUAUAUAACCUCAGAUAUAUGUAUGCUCAAAUGUGUGGCACUGGUGGGCAGUCAGUAUGAUGGUGUGGCACUGAUGGGCAGUGAGUAUAUGGUGUGGCACUGAUGGACAGUCAGUAUGAUGGUGUGGCACUGUAUGAUGGUGUGGCACUGAUUGGCAGUGAGUAUGAUGGUGUAGUAUUGAUGGGCAGUCAGUAUGAUGGUGUGGCAUUGAUGGGCAGUCAGUAUGAUGGUGUGGCACUGGACAGUCAGUCAGUAUGGUGUGGCACUGGGCAGUCAGUCAGUAGAUGAUGUGGCACUGGAUAGUCAGUAUGAUGGUGUGGCACUGGAUAGUCAGUAUGAUGGUGUGGCACUGGGCAGUCAAUCAAUAUGGUGUGGCACUGAUGAACAGUCAGUAUGAUGAGGUGGCACUGGGGAGUCAGUCAGUAUGAUGGUGUGGCACUGGACAGUCAGUCAGUAUGAUGGUGUGGCACGGACAGUCAGUAUGAUGGUGUGGCACUGGACAGUCAGUCAUUAUGAUGGUGUGGCACUGGGCACUCAGUCAGUAUAAUGGUGUCAUAUAUCAUGUGGAGAAAAGUUCUCAUAAGCACAAAUUAUAUCUACAUAAUUAAAUAUAUUAUGCUUAAGGUUUUAACGAGAGGCUGUUAACGUAAUGUGUACGAUGGAAGUGUUCCGUGACUGGUUUGUGUGUGUGUCAGUAUAGUGUGUGUCAAUAGUGUGUGUGUCAGUAGUGUGUGUGUCAGUAGUGUGUGUGUGUCAGUGUGUGUGUGCAAUAAGGCUGACAGAUUACUUGGAUUUUUAUCAAGAAGUAUAAGUAACAGGAGUCCAAAAGUUAUUUUACAGCUCUGUACAUCACUAGUAAGGCCUAACUUAGAUUAUUCUGCUCAGUUUUGGUCCCCUUACUACAGAAUGGAUAUAAAUUCAUUGGAGGACACACAGAGAAGGAUGACAAUGUUGAUUUACUAUAUAAGGAAUCUCCUGUAUGAAUUUUCACCCUCUUGAGAGAUGUAGAAUGAAGUGAGAUAUCACCAAAGUGGAUGAUGGAUAUAAACAAAGGUGAUAUUAAUAAAAUACUGAGGAUAUUGAAUCAAGUAAGAACCAGAGAUAACAGAUUUAAGUUAGAUAAAUUUAGAUUUAGAAAGUACAUAGGUAAGUAUUGGCCAAACAGAGUUGUCAGUGCAUGAAACAAUCUUCAAAGUAGGGUAUUCGAGGCUAGAACCUUGGGUAGUUUUAAAAAGAGAUUGGAUAAAUAUAUGAGUGAGAGGGGCUGGGUUUGAUUGGUGUCUGGGGUAUGGAAUUAAAUUCUUACGUAGCUUGGAAAAGGUUAGACAAAUACAUGGUUGAUUUUGAUAAGGACCUGCCAUGUAUGGGCCAGUAGGCCUGCUGUAGUGUUCCUCCAUUCUUAUGUGUGUGUGUGAGUGUGUGCAUGUGAGUGUGUGCAUGUGAGUGUGUGUGUGAGUGUGUACUAAAUAAUACUAAAACAGUCAGUCAUUGACAGACAUAGGUUAUGUCUCAACACUUUACAUACUCUGUCUUAAGUAUUUUUGUAGAAUAUUAUUGCUGUUUGAACAUUAAAAUGGUAUAAAAUACCGACAGGUUGUUAGGUAAGACACAUAUGCAACAGUUAGGUUGCAUAUGUGUCUUACCAUUAUUGCUGUUUUUCUACUACAAUUAUUAAGUUUUAUAUCAGACUAAGUUAAUAUAUGAAAUUAAUUUAUCUUUUUGUAUAUGUGUGUGUGUUUGUGUGUGCAUGUGUGUGUGUGUGUGUGUGUUUUGUGUGUGUUGUGUGUG